Messenger RNA from Leptonychotes weddellii (Weddell seal), 2177 nucleotides. RefSeq names its product HEXIM P-TEFb complex subunit 1 (gene HEXIM1). Gene Ontology annotation, biological process: negative regulation of cyclin-dependent protein serine/threonine kinase activity; negative regulation of transcription by RNA polymerase II. Gene Ontology annotation, cellular component: nucleus; cytoplasm; nucleoplasm. The record is from RefSeq and is a predicted model, not a curated record. Lineage: Eukaryota; Metazoa; Chordata; Mammalia; Carnivora; Phocidae. Gene Ontology annotation, molecular function: cyclin-dependent protein serine/threonine kinase inhibitor activity; 7SK snRNA binding.
UUGGAAGUUGGCAGGUGGAGAGGCAGGUUGGGAGGGGAAGUCGGGGGAGGAGGCGGAAGAGUUGCUGUCGGAAGGGGGAGGAGGGAGGGGGGAAAAGAGGAGGAGGCGGUGGAGAUCUGAGCUGAGCCGAGCAUCGAGCCAAAGGGGAGAUGAGUUUGUCUGUCCUCGGCUGAGGCUCCGGCCGGGCCUAGGGAACUGGGAGCUCGGGUUGGAGCGACACCCGUGGAAGUGGGAGGAGGUGGCUCUGGGACUUUAACCCCUUGUGGGCGCUGCGGCAGGGGAUUUAACCCUUUGUGGAUUCGGCCCCUCGGAGGCAGCGUCAUCGGGUAGUUUUAACCCCUUCGGGGCUGGGUUUAACCCGUUGGACUUUAACCUCAUCUCCUUGCCCACCAACUCCUCGAUCGUGGGGGCGCUCUGCGGGGAGGCUUGAGGUCCACCCCCUUUGCACAUUACGUACUGUUACUGCUGCUGCACCCCCUGGACCCGCUAGCUGGCCGCGCUGUGGGCACUUAACCCUUUACUGACUUGAGCUCUCCCAAGUUGCAAUUGGAGUUUGUUUACAGAAGGACUGGCUAAAGGCGUCACUGCAGGAAUUACAGACCGAAGAGGACUCUGCUGGACAUUUUUUAAAAGAAAAGAAAAACCUCUUUUUUCUUUAAGGACUUACAGCCAAAAUUUUUCAAACUUCGAGAAGAGGACUCUAUUAGUCAUGGCCGAGCCACUCUUGUCAGAAUACCAGCACCAGCCUCAAACUAGCAACUGUACAGGUGCUGUUGCUGUUCAUGAUGAGCGGAACCCCGAUCGCCCCCCAGGCGCGGAGGAGCGGGUGCCCGAGGAGGACAGUAGGUGGCAAUCGAGAGCGUCCCCCCAGUCGGGUGGCCGUCCGGGGCAGGAGGGGGAAGGGAGCUUGGAGCCGCAGCCGCCUCUCCUGCAGACCCCCGUCUGUCCAGAACCUAGCUGCCCGCAAGCAAGCAAGAAGGGCCAGAAUGGGGACGACUUGUCCGCUGGCGGAGCCCCCUCGCCGGCGGCUGGGGGGGAACCGAGGCCCGAGGCCGAGCCUCUCGCACAGCCAUGUCAUGAUUCCGAGGCCAACAAGUUGGGGGCUCCUGCUGCAGGGGGCGAGGAGGCGUGGGGACAGCAGCAGAGACAGCUGGGCAAGAAAAAACAUAGGAGACGCCCCUCCAAGAAGAAGCGGCAUUGGAAACCGUACUACAAGCUGACUUGGGAGGAGAAGAAAAAGUUCGACGAGAAACAGAGCCUGCGAGCUUCAAGGAUUCGAGCUGAGAUGUUCGCCAAGGGCCAGCCUGUCGCACCCUAUAACACCACGCAGUUCCUCAUGGAUGAUCACGACCAAGAGGAGCCGGAUCUCAAAACCGGUCUCUACCCCAAGCGGGCCGCUGCCAAAUCCGACGACACCAGCGAUGAGGACUUCAUGGAAGAAGCGGGCGAGGAGGAUGGGGGCAGCGACGGGAUGGGAGGAGACGGCAGCGAGUUUCUGCAGCGGGACUUCUCGGAGACCUACGAGCGGUACCACGCGGAGAGUCUGCAGAACAUGAGCAAGCAGGAACUCAUCAAGGAGUACUUGGAGCUGGAGAAGUGCCUCUCGCGCAUGGAGGACGAGAAUAACCGGCUGCGGCUGGAAAGCAAGCGGCUGGGCGGCGACGACGCGCGUGUGCGGGAGCUGGAGCUAGAGCUGGACCGGCUGCGCGCCGAGAACCUCCAGCUGCUGACGGAGAACGAACUGCACCGGCAGCAGGAGCGAGCGCCGCUGUCCAAGUUUGGAGACUAGACUGAAACUUUUUUGGGGGAGGGGGCAAAGGGGACUUUUUACAGUGAUGGAAUGUAACAUUAUACACAUGUGUAUAUAAGACAGUGGACCUUUUUAUGACAAUAAUCAGAAGAGCAAAUCCCCCCGGCUUUGGUUGGUUUGGUAAAUUUAGCUAUGAUGUAGCUUGCGUGCUUUUCUCCUGUUCUUUAAUUAUGUGAAACUGAAGGGUUGCUUUUCUUGUUUUCUUUUUAGAAGUUUUUUUUUUUUUUUAAUGUGUAAGUAACUUGACCAAGUUAUAAUGCAUUUUUCUGUUAAAAAAUCCCCUCCUUAAACGGAGCUAUAAGGUGGCCAAAUCUGAGAACCAUUAAAUUCAUUCUAGCUAUAAUAAAUUUAAUAUUUGUAAAUGUAA